GGGUCGGGGGAGGAAAAGGAGGGCGAGGACCAUAGAGACGAAGAGGUGGCGGCGGCCGGAGCGCCCCGGGCUCUCGGCGCUCCGCAGGCUCAGGUAGACUUGGCGGCGGCGGCGGCGGGGCGGCGGCUGCCGAGGCCCGGCCGGCGGGGCGAGCGCGGGCCGUGGAGCAGCAGGCCUCAGGGGUGAACCGUUUGAUGUAAGACUUGACUCCAUACUCUCCAUCUGCCCUAAUGCUGUCAUCCGGAAUAGAGACUCAGCCAGUGCCACUUGAUUCCUCCAUGUCUGCCGUGGUACAGGAAUUAUACUCUGAACUCCCAGUAAGCAUCUCCAGAGAGCUUCAUGCUGUCCCUGGGCCACGGGUGAUUCCAGAUGUAAAACCUGGAGCCUCAAGCUCUCUUGUAAGUCAGAGUAGGGCAGUGCCCUCGGAGCUGCAGAGGACUCAUGCGGAGAGUCGUGAAAAAACCUCUGAGACCUCGGAUCGAGGGGGAGAGCCUGGGCGGUGUGGGCUGGUGGACUCCCCGGCAGGAGCGUCUGUGGCUUCUGGAACCUUGGAUAGGGAAGAGAGAACCAAGAGCAUGGAGCUCACGGUCUUCAGAGAUCGAGGGGACCGGGUGAAACUCACAAAAGACCCCUGUAAGGGAGCAGAGAGAGGCCCAUGUCAACAUUCCACAGCCUCUGAAGGAAAGAUCAGCCCAAGUCAGGAGGACCCCCGGAUGCCGUCGCGUGAAGAGCUGUUAUGCAUGGACCUCCCUGAGGAUCGUCUGAGGAUCAGAGAAGGAAAUGAACAAAUUACAACUGAAAUUCUGUCAAAAUCUGCUGAACAAGUCCAAGGUAUGAAGGUCAGUGGGACUGAGACAGAUACUAAUGAUGGAUACAAGAACGGCAGCGUGAGUAAAGAUCUCUCGGCUGAGUGCAGCGAUGACCCGGACGUAGACAAAAUCAUGACCAGUGGUGAGUUUUCAGAAACCGGCACAUUAGUUUCCCUGGAGCCUUUGAACUUUGCGAAGCCUGGGUCAACAGAAGCAACUCCUAAAGAAAAAGCACGUGAAGAAUUAAAACCUUGUUCUUCUUCGUUGUCAUUGUUACCAGGGAACAGUGCCAUUUGCAAAGUGGACGAUGGGAAGGAAGAGUUGGGUAAGCUGAGCCUUGUCUGUGAAGCAGAUGACAAUCGCCACCAGAUUGCUCACCACCAUGAUGAAAAGCCCGGAUCUGCACCCGGCAGUCCCAGCCCCAGGAGAAAUGUAGCUGUCGAACCCUUAGGAAAAAAUUCUGAAGUUUCAUGUUUCCAAUCAAGUUUAUCUGAUCCAGAAUCCAGAACAACAGCCUUAGAAAAAUGCAGUCUUGCAGGUGAUGGCUUGCUAAAGAGAUCUGCUGAAAAGACAGAGGGUUCCUGUGUUGAUGAUAACGGUCAAAGCAAGAACUUGGCUUCUAGAGAAGAAAAUGAAGAACAGUGUUUGAACUGCAGGUCUGACGGGGGGGAAUUCUUUCUUGUGAAUGCCAAGCAACCAGAAGAGGAUGUGAGUGGUCAUUGUUCUGGAGAAAAAGAGACUUUUGCCUCCCUGAAAGAAAAUACCCACAAUGGCUAUUGCCUUCAAGGCAGUGUCCACACAGACAGCUCCAGUUCUCUAAGGCCCACGUCUUUUCCCGAAGCCACGGAAGUCAUGUUUAAAAAAAAAGACUUGAAGGUCACGGUAGACAUGCAAGGUAGCUUAACCGACCCUGAGGACCAUAGCGAAACUUCUAAUAUAAGCCACCCAGGCAGACACUCUGAAGAAAGCAGUUCUUCCUCUUCGAUGCAGAUCGAAGAGCCAGAACGGACAACCACUAUCAAGCCUGGUAUGUUAAGUGAAAAGAUGUACAGUAAAGACCCUAACUCCGCAGUCAGCACUCAGAGAAAUCUGGAAGGUGACACCCAGUUAAGUGAAGUGUUAUAUAGUGACUUUAUGAUUGAAAAAAAUGCCCUUGUGAGUUUAACGCCAGAGGACCAGAUAAGUCUUGUAAAUGAGGAAUCAAAACCCAAGAAAGAUGCUGCUCAGCUAUUACCGUCUCUAGAGUUUGGUUGCAGACCUGGGUCAGAAAAGUCUGUACAGACCUCACAGGACGGUGUUCCACAUUUAGGUGAACAGAGCAUUGCCUGUGAGAUGAAUGAACCUCCCUCUACUGAGGAACUGGUCUUAGACAAAACGGAAAGCGAAUGUGUUUUAAAUCAAGUGUCCCUUAAUUCUCAAGAUCAUGUGACAUCGUCAGCUGACAAAGAGUUGCCUUUAGCACUAAGCGAGGAUUCCCACCAGAGCCAUCACCCUCCAUUAGCGGAUGGAGCCAGCGUCCUUCCUGAUGCCCAGACCGUCCCCAUGAACUCAGAAAUGAAAGACAUCUCUCCGCCAGGUGACGAAACCUGUGGUGCCUCAUCAAACAAUUGCACCUUAAAUAUCAAACCUGGAAGCCCUCAAAGAAAAGACAAAAUGGCUGAUUCAAGAACAGAAGAUACACAGUCCAGACUUCUGUCAUGUAAGAAAGAAGUAGCAGUCUUGCCUCCAGCGGUCUCUGUCAUGGAUUGUCAGAGUGUUCAACCUCAGCAUCACUCUAGCUGCCAUUGUGUUGGAAAUGCACCAGGAGAGAGCACGUGUUCUGUGUGUGCUGCUGAUGAGUUUAGAAGAAUCAUCCUGGAAAGUGAAAACUCUUCGAAAAUCAACUCUGAAAAUGCAUUUCAGCACAGCGGUCACUACUCCCCAGGAAGGGAAGACUCCGUGGAAAGAAGCAUCCAUGAAGUGAGUUGUACAUCAGAGGGAAGUGAACUUAACAGAAGAGAAACUAAGGACAGCCUUCCAGGAGAUAAGAUCAGACACGAAAGGACAGUAGGUAUGUUAAAUAGUGAAGCUUCCAACAAGACCAUUCACAGCACCAAUCACAUCCAAUCCAGGGAGGAAGGGCUAGAAUUAAAGGAACAGAAUAUACCCAAAGAGACUAUGUCUUAUAAAUAUAACAUCUCUGGUUGUGCCGCACAAGAACUAAACCAAUCUGUAAACAUUCCAAAACCUGAAAAAGGAUUGGAGCUGUCUCCUGCUAAGUGCUCCAGUUUUAAAAACAUGAAUCAAGCUGUUAAAACGCUUGAUCAGAAGACAGAUGAAGUCCUUGACUACCGGAGUAACCCAGACAGACCAGAUGCAUGUAGAAGUGAAGAUAAACCAGCUAAGAGGACACUAGGUAGUGACCAGAGACAGACCAUCACAGAGCCUAACACAGGGGAAAGCCGUCACCAAAAGAACCUGCCAUUUAGUUCAGGCAAUAACAACUCACUGUCUGGGGGUAGUCGGAAGAAAGGCUAUUUGAAAGGAGGCUUUGAAAGGGUUCCUAGUUGUGAUAAGCCCACAGGUGGUAGGGUAGGCAUUGCCUACACAAACUGUAACAAUAAGCCUACACAAGGCAUGCUGGACUUGCUUGGCGGUGUACGGCGAGGUGGACUGGCAUUGAUUGAAACCUCAAGGAGUACCCUGUCUCAGAGAGGAGACCUGAAUGCUGCAUUUACAGGACAGAUUGACCAGGAUUCAGAACUCCCAGAUGCCACUUCCUCUGCAGUAGAAUCACUUAAAAUAAAAAAAUCAUGUGAAGAGAAAGUUUGCAGGUUGUUAAACGAUUGUGAAAUGGAAGUGCGUCCAGACCCUUGUGCAAAUGAGAUAGAGUCUAUUGCGGAUCAUGAGCCAAAUACAAGAAUAUUGGAUAGAGUAAACGUGUCUUCAAAUCAUAUUCAUCAUGAACAGCAAGUUAAAGAAGCAUCUCUGAAAGAAACACAAGGGAUGAUUGAAAAAUCAAGACUAGAAAUACAUUCUGAGUUUGACAAGGAAAAUACCUUUGGAAUUUCCUCCGAAGAGUUGGUGUCUUCUGGACACCAAGAUGAGAACUCUGUCCCCCCAGCGAGCCUGAAAUCCAUUGAGAUAACGCCGUUGUGUCUGUCUGCUCAAGAAACAUCAGAAGCUAAUAUUAAAAGUGAAGACACUGACCUAAAAAAUAUUUCUAAACCAAAAGAGGGUGGAAUGCUUUGUGAAAAGGUUGAGGAUUGCACAGUCCUGCCUGAGAUGAAGGAAGGAGAACCAAGGAUUACUGGGAAUCCCGGCAAAGGAAACAGCAUUGACAUCAGUAUGAAGAAUUUGCCUUUGAUGACGGAAACAGAAACUAAAGUGAAAGGGGAAGAAGCCAAAGAACAUCAGAGGGGACCGCCAGAUCCCUUAGCUGCUGGGGAGGAGUCUGACGAGAGGAUCGCCAGGGAAGAUGGUCACGGUGAUGGCAGGAGUGAGAUUCCUCAGAUACGUGGCACCUCCCGGAGGAUGCGUGGUGAUACUGAAGAGCAGCAGAGCCGGAGGAAUCUGGACUCCGUGAUGCAGAAGGCCGAGCAGUGUGACCAUCAAAAGGAAGCACAUACGAUAUUGGAACAUUGUGAUGUGUUGUCAGAGGAAGUGCAAAAUGAGGACCAGCCUAAGGAUUACAAAUGUGAGUACACCAGGAUGAGAGAAGUGCCCCCAGCACAGCUGGCCCAGGCCAACACGAACGCACGGCCUCAGAAGUUGAAGGGCCCGCAGGAGGGGAAAUUACGUCAUCCGUUAAAAAAGGACAUGGCGCUGUGCAUGGGUCCUCGCCUUCCUAGCGCCCCCCAGAAGUCACAGGACGCCAGCUCCGCGAGGUGUUACGAGAUACACGGUGCCUUUGGGAAUGCUUCCCAUCAGAAAGGAGCGCUUCCCUUAAAGAAGCAGCCGCAUCGGGCGUGUAAGAAAGUUUCCUGCCAGGAGCAAGCCCACGUGGGGAGGAAAAUAAGUAAAAUCAGGAAUGCUGCCUUUUUAAAGAGUUCCCCCGAAACCAUCCCCACCAGAGCGCACAGGUUUCUCAGUUCUCCCGCUCUGUCUGCACCCUCACGACUGGACCCCGAAACAGUACCCAGCGGGAGCCCCGUUGGGCACAUACCAAAGCAGAAGGCUGCCCCGUGCCAUCUCUUAAGGAGCCUGAACGCCAGGAAGCCUACCAAAGACUCAGCCUUACUCAGCAAGCUGUCCGUCCUCGCCUCCAGACUGGCCCCGGCCCCCAAGACCCCCAAGCUGAGGUACCGGCGGGGUUCCUCUGAGCUGCUCCCGGUGGCUAAGAGCUACAAGCGGCUCCGGUGUAAAAGGCUCCUGGACAGAUUCUCAGACAGCAUGAUGCAGCUGAACCCCUAUCUGACAGCCAGCAGCUGGGCCCAGAGGCCUCAUAGUAAGCCCUUGACACUGUAUCCCCUCGAAGCCAUCAAAAUGAGCUUCGUAGAUUUGAGCGACAAGAUGCCGCUGCUGCUGUUCGGUUCUGGAAUCUUCCCGAUAUCCUUUCACGUGAAGUCAGGCUCCGAGCGCGUGCCUGAGUCCCCACGGACUUUUCCCGAGCACUGUGCUCCCGCGAGGCUUGCCUUAGGGGAGGCCUCCCCGUGCCCUUCGCAACCCCCCCGGUGGACCUUUUCCUUCUUCCUGUCCCACGCUUGCCCUGGGAUGGCCGCGUUCAGGGAAGACACCGGCCUCCGUGCUCAGGCGCACGCCCAGGCUCCUGCACAGCCCCCAGCUCCCCUCCGGGACUGCGGGGGCGCCGCGGUGGUCCAGGCCAGAUCAGGCUGCUCCGCCCUUGGCCUUCACACACUCCUAGCACUUUGUUCCCCGGGAUGCUACCGGAUCUGGACAAAAAAACGGAGCUUCUCCAGUCACAUGCCUGCCAUGCAGAGGCUCUUCGUGACUCAGUUUACACAGGGCCUGAGAGGGUUCCGGUCUCCGGCCUCCGUCGCGGACAAGAUCUUCUGUUCUCUGCCCUAUUCGGUGGGCCGAGUGCUGUCCGUUUGGAGCCAGCACGGGCCCUCUGCCUGCCCCUUCGAAGCCUCUGCUCUGCAUGCCGCUCACGGCAAGCGGCAGCCAGCUCUGGACAUCGCGAGCAGCCACACCAUGUUACCAUAUGUGCCUCUUCCAGGCAUGGAAGCUACUUACAACGCCAGUGGCAGUCCGAUAAGGCUAGAGCCUCCAUUCCCUGCGCUGGCACCAAAGUCUCGCUUGGUAGCAGACUCGGCCGUCGGCAAGCUCCUGCUGUCAGCCUCGGAGUUCGCGGUUCCCGGAUUAGACGAGCUGGAUGGUGUGACGGCAGCGCGCCCCCGGCCGCAGAGCAGCCCUCCGGAACAGAAAGAGGCUGAGCCCGAGAAGAGGCCAAAGAAAGUCUCCCAGAUUCGAAUCCGGAAAACCAUUCCCAAGCCAGACCCUAAUCUUACCCCCAUGGGCCUCCCUCGUCCCAAAAGGUUAAAGAAAAAGGAGUUCAGUUUGGAAGAAAUAUAUACCAACAAGAAUUAUAAGUCUCCUCCUGCAAACAGGUGUCUAGAGACCAUCUUUGAGGAGCCUAAGGAGCGAAACGGUACGCUCAUCUCAAUCAGCCAACAGAAGAGGAAGCGCGUUCUAGAAUUUCAGGAUUUCACCGUCCCACGAAAGAGGAGAGCUCGAGGGAAGGUCAAGGUGACGGGCAGCUUCACCAGAGCCCAGAAGGCAGCACUGCAGAGUCGAGAGCUGGAUGCCCUUUUGAUACAGAAACUGAUGGAACUGGAGACCUUCUUCGCCAAGGAGGAGGGAGAGGAGCCAUCCCCGGGGUGCUGAGGAUGGCGCGUCUUCAUGGAAGAGGUUGGCCCGGUGCCCAGACUGUCCAGACUGUGACCCACGGCUUUUUCCUGCCUCGAGGUGCAGCCUCUUUAGAAACUGGUGACGAGGGCCCCCUGCUUCUCCUGCUGCGCCCGGAGCCUCCGGAGCCUCCUUCCUUCUGGACGUGGUCCUGAGCGACCUCUGACCUCUGUGCCAUCCACACGGGGGCCGCAGCGCGCCUUGGACGACACUAGAUUCCACGGGCUCCGGCCUCGGCGUCCCUGUGGGAGCGUCACGUGUUUACGGUGGUGCUAGACCAAGAUGGCUGACGGGUGUUGCCCAGGGAGGGGGCCUGGCGUCCUCGCCUGAGGGGCCCCGAGGCUCGUUUCAGUAGCCGAGGAGCGAUAAGCCUGUGGUGUACCCUGCCCUUUGAGUCCCUCUGCCCAGAACCUGGGGUGUGCGUGUGUGUGUGUGUGUGUGUGUGUGUGCGUGCAUAUGUGUGUGUGUGUCUUUUUCCCAUCAUUUUUUCUCCCCUCCGUGACUGUGGGUCACUAGUGCCAGAGGGGCCAUCCAGGCCCCAUUCAAAGUAAGUUGCACUUUUUAAUGUUGUGUUUUUUCAUUUGUUUUAUUCCUUUUUUUUUAAUUGCUGCAUGUUCAGAGCCUUUUAAAUGUGAUUUUAAAACAAUUUUUUAAGACAUUGAGGAGAAAGAUGAUACAUGUCUGCAGAAUAGAUGGCAGGCGUCGGGCCCAGUCUGGGACAGUGGAGAGACACGCUUCCACCCGCGUGUCUCAGCAGUCCCCUCCCCAUCUCUCUCGUGCACUUCGUUAGAGGGAGCACUUCUUUCCUCUGGACCCUCAUUCCUGCGUGCUAAGUAGAUGUAUUAAUUUUAAUGACGGAAGUAAGAGCAGGUUUCUCUCCCAAUCAUUUUUAAAGUGUGCAGGCUGGGUGUGGUCUUUUAAUGGAUUUUAUCUGCAGUGUUGGAAUGUAACAAAGCUGGGUACAACAGUACGGGCGGCGGAAGAGGCCGGCCCGCUGUUUGCAGCUGUCGGAGCAGCCGGCCCUGAGAGUGGGGGUUGGGGGGUGUCCCCACAGUUCAGGCUCAGCACUGUGUCCUUGCGGUGGGAUCAGGAAUCCCACGGCUGGCACCGCUGAGGACACCUCUUUUGCUCUGGGCUCCUGUGUCGAACCUUCUGGGAAUGUGGAAUGCCGGUGCUUGCUGAGCUGCUGUGUGCCCACGGGAGUCUGGGCAGAAGGAUGCGUGUGGGUUAGCAGGCCCAGAGGUUUCAUUCCUUUCCCACUAAUCCCUGUGUGCGAUCCUUUGUCCCGUUCCCCUCUUCCCUUGUGUUCUCGCGCGCGCACUCUCGCUCGCUCUCUCUCUCUCUCGCUCUCUCUCUCUCUCUCUCUCAAAACAAGAGUUCAGAGAAUGACAUUCCUUGGCUGGAGCUGCAGAUGCUUUGGAGCAGGCCUGUUAGAGGAGCGAGCGUGCCGCCUGGGAUGUGUCUCCCAGGUUUCUUUUGUUCCUCGUUUGUUAGUGGGGAGACAGGUGGGCGGGAGGGCUCUGCGUGCCUUUCCUUUGCAGGUGGACAGUCUGUGCCAUGCUGCAGCAGAGAGAGGACAGGAGCCGGAAAAAUCAAAGGGCACGUCUGUCUCAGACACAGCCUAGCACGUCCCAUACGCACCUGGAGCCCCCGGGCUCCCAGGCCAGGGCCGACAGCGUCAGGAGGCCAGCCUCCCCCCCCACCCCACCCCGGCUCUGAGGGAGCGAGCCCGUUCCGCCCUGCACGUCCAUGUGGCCUAGACUGUGUGGACUCGGUCCUGGAGCAGGGCCCGCGGGGCUGCUGUCUUGCUUCAGGGCAGGGUGAGGAAUGCAGUGGCCCUUGCACAAUCGUGUUCAGGGAAGCACUGCUGGACAAGCUCGCAGACUCCCCGUGAGUCACCGGAGCCUGUUUGCGGGCACCCGAGGGGUAGCCGAGUCAGCGAUGUGGGAGCCACGCCAUCCUGCAGGCUGAAGUUGAGGUGGGCACAGCUGUGGCAUCACCAGCAUCACAGUUCAGGCUUCAGGUUUGCCUGGGAGAGGCAUGGCAUUGUCUGGGCCAGCUGCAGUGGUUUGGGACCUUGGCCUCUGGGAGGGGAGAAUGGGUGGAAAUGGAGACCGGAGCUCCCUCCUUUGUCCUGAGAACUUGGGGAGAAGCCUGCCUGUGCUCUGGCCAGGCCUUUCCCUGCCGCAGAGUUAAGAAUGGCCCCCACUGCGAACGUGCAGCUGCUUACCUAGAGGCGCUGGAAGGGCGCUAGCCACGCUGAGGCACAAGUGUCUUAACCCCUGUCCUCCCCGCUGGCUGGCCAGCUGCAGCGCUGUGUGUGGGGACGGCUGAUGACUGAGUGGGCGCUGGUACAGUUCCUAAGCUUGGGGGUUUCCUUCCGAAGUAGCGGGAGUUCUAGUUAACUAUAACUCACUCGGCUCUGGUUUAGGGUCACUAAGACGGGAAAGGGAGGAGAGAUCUCAGGUCCAAUUGGGGUUCCACCCAUCAGUUUUUCGCUGAGUCUGUGAACUAUGGGUUUCCUCGUCUUUUAGCUUGUAGCUGUCUUUGCUUUGCCACCCACCUUCCCCGUCCUUUCCUUUGGCCCCCUUUCCAGCUUCAGUCCUUCAUACCUCAUCCCCUUCCAAACCAGAUUAUGUCCACUUGUUCUUACUGACCUUACUCUGAGGGCUUCAGCCGAGGGAGGGGCAGUGGAAAGACAUGUAGCGGUUGCCUUACUGGAGCCUGAAAAGCUCAGAAACUCAUGCUGUGAAUCCCCAAACUCUGUGCUCCUCCAAGAGCUGUGGAAAUCAUGACACUUUGUCACAGUUUUGCCUGAAAGAGUCUUGAGUGGGUGCCAGAGCCAGUCGGAGGUAAAUUCCAGAUCCCAUCCCCCGGGCAGGACCCUCCGUCCCCAUCCCCUCCACCCCCCACCCCCACUCUGUCCUGCCCGCCAGGCCAGGAGCUGUCCCGAGGACGCCGGGCUGGGGCGGGGCCUCCAGCUUUGGUGCAGCCUCGCCUCGCCGGGCCAGAACGCCAUCUCUGUCCCACGCGCACGAGCGUCCGCGAGAGACCAGCUUCAGGCAGCUGUCCUUGCCUCCCGGUCCCCGGGGCGGGAGGUGUAUGCAGUUGGUGCUUUUUAAAAUUCUCCUGUUUUGUUUCUGUAAGCUUUUCCCCCUGGUAUCAUGGAAAGGACCUCUUAAUCGCCACCUUGUGGGUGGCUGUAUCCAAAGUCUAAAUAAUCGGCCAGAUGAGGGAAGGGCUCCCUCACCACAGCUGAUCUCGUGCAGAGGCUGGCUGGGGAGCAGGCUGCUCUAUUCCAAUCAAAUGUGAUGUCCUCUGACGGCCCCCGGGCAGCAAAGGCAGAGGGCGCCCCGUCCAGCCCGCCGUCCAGCGCAGCACCGUCAGUCUCGAUGCUUGUUCACUGUGCGUCCUCACGAGCCCCUCUCUGGUGCUGAAUCGGAUUUGAAUUGUGGUGAGAGGCCUCCGCACCUCCGUGGGCCGGGCUGGCCAGUACGCAGCUGCCCGGCGUGUUUAUAUAUUAUCACGGUCAAUAGUUCAGUGAGAUUUUGUACAUUUUUGGUAACAUUGGCAUACAUGAUGCCCCCGCAGCUCCUGUUCUGUUUGGUAGUUUGUGCCUCUAAAAUUCCCACUGUUAUGUGUGUUAAUUUAUGAAAAUAAAGAAUUUUUGAAACCUUUC
Pipistrellus kuhlii (Kuhl's pipistrelle) is the source of this 10335-nucleotide messenger RNA. It is a transcript of the gene PRR14L, whose product is annotated as proline rich 14 like. NCBI's taxonomy places the organism in Eukaryota, Metazoa, Chordata, Mammalia, Chiroptera, Vespertilionidae. The record is from RefSeq and is a predicted model, not a curated record. The transcript has 9 exons. Bases 231 to 6635 code for a protein of 2134 amino acids.